Messenger RNA from Cavenderia fasciculata, 2019 nucleotides. RefSeq lists its product as uncharacterized. The transcript is spliced from 6 exons. The coding region runs from base 1 to 2019 and encodes 672 amino acids. Lineage: Eukaryota; Evosea; Eumycetozoa; Acytosteliales; Cavenderiaceae. The record is from RefSeq and is a predicted model, not a curated record.
AUGGCAUUGUCUUGGAGUGAGGGUUACAUUGUUUGUUGUUGUUUUGGCUCCGAUACUGGGUUCUAUCAAUUAUUGAUACGCGCACAAGCAUUCGUGAGCAAGAAUAGUAGUAGUAGUAAUAGUAGUAAUAAUGGAGGUGUAGUAUUAUUGCAAGCAUUACAACAACAACAACAACCAAAUGUAGCACAAGCGACAUCGUCGACGAUAUCAACAACAACAUCAACUACAGCUCAAACACAAAAUGUUGUACAACCAUUGAUUCCUUUUCCUCCUCAACAACAACAACAACAACCACAAAAUAUGAUGCAAAUCCAAAGACAUUUAGGAUCAUCAAAGAUAAAGUUUAUUUUUGAAAAGAGAUUGGAUAAUAUUAAAGAGUUGGAGAAAUCAUAUGAUGGUCUCAAAAUUGAAGCAAAAGGUGAAAGAUUAGACAUUGACAUCGAUGUUGAUAAAGAUGUAGUUGGAAUGGUUGCUGAAUGGAGCUUUGAAACAAUCAAUCUAUACGAUGUUUAUAGAGAGGUGGCAUCGACCAUAUCUACUCGUUUAAAGGCUCGUAUACAUGUUGCAGAUUCUAUUGAAUUUGAACAUCUAAGAGAUGUUACCAUUCAAUUCCACGGUAUCACUCCUCAUGUUAAUAGGAUCAAAGAUCAAAUCACUCGAUCAAUGGUACCUGUUAGUCACCCUCCUACUACAGCUACAUACCAAUCACUCUAUGCAUUGAUAUCAUCUUCCCAAGGUGUCAAACUACACCAAUCUAUUAAAAACUCCAAUGCCUUUCUUCAAGAUAGAGUUGAUUCUUUUAUACUACACGCUCUCAACCAAACUGGUUGGACUGAAGCUGAUAAUAUUAUCAAUGCAUGGUUAAAUGGAACAAUUUCAAUGACCUCUCCUAUCCCCACCAUCUCCAUGACCACUUCCUCCAUUUCUUCUUCCAAUACUAUCCGUUCUGUCUCCUUUGCUCCCCUUCCUUCCUCCAUUUCCUCAUCUGCUUCAUCAUCCUCUUCCUCUGUACCAUCUUCUUCCACUUCUUCUACACUCUCUUCAUCUUCUCCACCAUUUACUCCAUCAUCAUUGGUGGGAGGAGUAGGGAAAUCUGUGCCAGGUAUAUUGGUUCUGCCAAAUACCAAACCUAGCUCUGUUUUUGUCCCACAGCAACAACAAUUACAACAACAAAUACUACAAGAACAACAACAAAAACUACAAGAACAACAAAAACAACAACAACAAAAACAACAAAAGCAACAACAACAAAAGCAACAACAACAAAAGGAAACUACUGGAAGAAAACAACAAGUCAAGGCUACAUUUAACAAACAAUAUUUGCCAUACCUCAAGUUUGAAUUUUUUAAUCAACAAAGGUUAUGGGUAGAUGCAAGAGACAAACAACAACUAAAGGGUCGAUUUGAAAACCCCACGAAAGAUGGUACUAUCACCAUUUCAGGAGAACAUUGUAAAGAGAUUAAAAAGAUUAUUCAAGACCAUAUCAAUGUCAUUCACUCUAAAUGUGUUGAAAUCAAACUUCCCUUUUCCUAUUCAAUGUAUAAGGAUCAUCUUAUGGUUCGUGCUAGAUCUAAAAAGAUUCAUGUUUGUUGGAAUAAUUUUUAUAAUCCACAAGAAUGGAGAGGUGGAGAUUAUAAUUUUUACCUACAACCUGAUAAACAGAGACAAGGAGGUUUAACGAAAACUAUAUCUCAAAAUAUUGGUAGUGGUAGUGGUAGUAGUACAAUCAAAGGAAUGGAUCAAUACCAAAAACUUGAUUUUUAUAUCACAGGUACCAAUCUAGAAGAUAUUCAAGAUACUGCUAGAUACCUCAUUUAUCUUUCAAAAUGUAAAACUACAAUACCUCUAAGUGAGCAAGAGAAGGUAUUUGUAUUUACAGAAUUUAAAAGUGAUGAACAUGUACUUUUGACGAGAACCAAGUCUGCAAUCGUCAUUGAAACAUUAACUGAAAGUACUCUUAAUGAAAUGGAAUCUAAAAUUAAAAGUUAUUUAGCUUCAUUGAAAAAAAAUAAUAAUUAA